AUGGGCGAAGACUCUGCCGAGGUGCCCGACCUCUGUGACGAUUUCUACGCGCACGCCUGCCACCGGCACGCCCACUCCGUCUACGCGGAUGGCCGCGCCAGGCUGAUGGAAGCCAUGAUGAAUGCUCUGGUGCGCCGAUCAGAGCUACCGAGCACGCGAAUGCUUGGCGCUGCGGUCGCUUCCAGAGGAGCGUUCCAGACCCGACAUGGCCUGGAAGCACGCGAAGGUCACAUGGAGGUGCUUCAGCAAUGCCUCGAUGGAGGCCUGCCCAUCGUCAGCGCCAGCGACCUCGACAGUGACUGCGAGAAGACGUCAGCGCCGGAGUGCCCGCCUCGUACGCCGCUAGCGCUGACCAAGGCGUCUGAGAAAUUCUUCAGCCGGAAACCCAACGCUACCACGCGCGACUACGCUGCCUUCAUUGAAAGAAUUUCCGUCCACCGAAAUCUGGACCUAACUCCGUUCGGCAAUCAAGGCCGCGCUCCACAGCCGUCUGUACUCUCCGCGGAGUGGUUCAAACGCGCCUGCCACUGGGUUUCCCGUGCUGCGCGAUGCCACUUGAGGGACAACCUGGGGCGUUCUCACGCUGAGCUUCGCGCCUACCAGCGUGCCUGGAAAGUCCUCUACUUUGCACCUUUCAUGGGACUGCAGGCAGAGCCUCUGGUGGGCCUUCUCUACAGGGAGCCUCCGGCGCCACGUGUUCACGCUUGCCUCUCUAUCAUGGCGGACGUCUUCGAAGAUGACGCGUUCGCCGUCGCCAAGCAAGUGCUCGCAGGGACGGUCGAUGACCUCGAAGGCUCUCUGUCUCAGCUCGGUCGCGACGCACGCGCCACGAUGAGGGAAUCUACCCGCUCCAUGAUGGCCGAGGUAGCAGGAGACCCUCAGUACCUUGCCCUGCCGCAAGACAUUGUAUCGCCGGAUGAAGAAGAUGACCCCAGCGUCGUCCUCGUGGACUCCUACCAUGGUUCAGGGGAAAACACGACCCUUUUCUCUUCUCAG
Molecule: messenger RNA, 996 nt
Organism: Dermacentor silvarum
Lineage: Eukaryota; Metazoa; Arthropoda; Arachnida; Ixodida; Ixodidae
Exons: 5
Source: RefSeq, a predicted model, not a curated record